Molecule: messenger RNA, 1242 nt
Organism: Thelazia callipaeda (thelaziosis nematode)
Lineage: Eukaryota; Metazoa; Nematoda; Chromadorea; Rhabditida; Thelaziidae
Source: the annotation of a GenBank genome assembly
AUGCGUAUAACAUUAGUAUUCCGUCAAGUAAUGCAUAUUUGCAUCAUACUAUUACUUGUUAUGUGCUUACGUGGAUCUUCUUGUGAAGUAAUGAAUAAAAAAUUAAAUCGAGACAGUUUUCGUUUUCGAGAAAUUUCUGCAAAAGUGGCGAUAAUGGAAAAUAGGUUGCAUCUGUUAGAGCAAAAAGUUUUUGGCAAAAAUGUUAGGUAUCAAGAUGACUGGAAUCGGAAACGAAUAUUAGUCACUGGAGGCGCAGGUUUUGUCGGUUCACAUUUGGUGGAUCGGUUGAUGCUUGAUGGCCAUGAGGUUGUUGUUCUUGAUAAUUACUUCACGGGACGUAAGCGUAACGUGGAGCAUUGGCUUGGGCAUCAAAAUUUUGAGCUUGUCCAUCAUGAUGUUGUUAACUCGUAUCUUACAGAAGUUGAUGAAAUUUAUCAUCUUGCUUCACCUGCUUCACCACCACAUUAUAUGUAUAAUCCAGUAAAGACUAUUAAGACAAACACCAUUGGUACUAUAAAUAUGCUGGGUUUAGCUAAAAGACUAAAAGCUCGAAUAUUAUUAGCUUCAACAUCUGAAAUUUAUGGUGAUCCAGAAAUACAUCCACAACCAGAAACGUACUGGGGACGAGUCAAUACAGUAGGGCCACGUUCAUGUUAUGACGAAGGUAAACGUGUAGCAGAAACUUUAAUGAUUGCUUACCACAUUCAAGAAAAAGUUGAUAUUCGUAUUGCGCGUAUAUUUAACACGUUUGGACCACGAAUGCAUAUGAACGAUGGACGUGUUGUGAGUAAUUUUAUUCUACAGGCAUUACGUGGUGAUCCGAUAACUAUUUAUGGGGAUGGAGAACAAACGCGAUCCUUCCAGUAUGUUGAUGAUUUAGUGACGGGUUUGAUCGAAUUGAUGCAAAGUAAUUGUACUGAUCCAGUCAAUAUUGGCAAUCCUGAAGAGCAAACAAUUAAUAGUUUCGCAGAGUUAAUUCGUGAUUUGGUGAAUAGUACUUCUAGUAUAGUACACAAGCCCAGACAACAAGAUGAUCCUCGACAGCGAAAACCAGAUAUUAGUAAGGCUAUGGGAAAGUUAAAUUGGAGACCAAAAGUUUCCAUACGUGAUGGAUUGAUUGAAACGAUAGAAUAUUUUCGAAAAGAACUAGAAUAUGAGCAAAGUAUGCUCAAGAAGAGUCAUCAGAAUAGUGAGCAAAAGGAAGCUGAAAGACUGAAAACACUGCGAGCAGACGAACUCUAA